Molecule: messenger RNA, 1653 nt
Organism: Hypomesus transpacificus
Lineage: Eukaryota; Metazoa; Chordata; Actinopteri; Osmeriformes; Osmeridae
Gene: blmh
Product: bleomycin hydrolase
Exons: 12
Coding region: 121-1482 (453 amino acids)
Biological process (GO): L-homocysteine catabolic process; response to toxic substance; proteolysis
Cellular component (GO): cytoplasm
Molecular function (GO): cysteine-type aminopeptidase activity
Source: RefSeq, a predicted model, not a curated record
CCUUUCCUGUUUCCGGAGCGCUGAUCGGACUGAAACUGACUGGCUGUCGGCGAAUGAGAUAAACAAAGAGUCGGUGACUUUUAGGAAUAUUGUAAACACUCGCUAACCCUCUUAGGAAACAUGGAGACUGGUUUGAGUCUGGAGAAGGUCACAUCUUUCGUGAAGCGCUUGCGCGCGGAGCCACGCUACCUGCUGGCCCAGAAUGUGUCCACCUGCAUCGACCCACUGGAAGUGUGUCUGCAUCGGCAGACUGUCCAGGACACUGUCCACAUCUUCCAGCACUCCAUCCCCACAGAGGGCAAGCCUAUCACCAAUCAGAAAAACUCAGGGAGAUGUUGGAUCUUCUCGUGCCUCAACGUCAUGCGACUUCCCUUUAUGAAGAAGUUUAAUAUUGAAGAGUUUGAGUUCAGUCAGUCCUACCUCUUCUUUUGGGACAAGGUGGAGCGCUGCUACUACUUCCUGCAGGCGUGUGUGGAGACGGCCCAGAGGAAGGAGCCUGUAGACGGUCGCCUGGUGCAAUUUCUGCUCUCCAAUCCAACCAAUGACGGGGGACAGUGGGACAUGCUGGUCAAUCUCAUUGAAAAGUAUGGAGUGAUCCCAAAGAGGUGCUUUCCAGAGUCCCACAGCUCCGAGGCCUCGCGAAGAAUGAACGACAUCCUCAACCACAAGCUGAGAGAGUACUGUCUACGACUGAGGAACAUGGUGGCCAGUGACUCGACCAAAGCGGAGCUGUCUGAUGCCAUAGACAGCAUGAUUGAAGAGGUGUUCCGGGUGGCCAGCGUGUGUCUGGGCAGCCCCCCUGACACCAUGUGCUGGGAGUACAGGGACAAGGACAAGAACUUCCACCGUUUGGGCCCCAUGUCCCCACAGGAGUUCUACCGGGAGCACGUCAAACCCCUGUACAACGUCCAGGACAAGAUCUGCCUGGUGAACGACCCCAGGCCUCAGAACCCCUAUGGGAAGCUCUACAGCGUGGAGUUUCUGGGCAACAUGGUGGGGGGUCACAACACACUGUACAACAACCAGCCAAUCCAGCUGCUCAAGAAAACUGCUGCAGAGUCCAUCAAGGAGGGAGAGGCCGUGUGGUUCGGCUGUGAUGUAGGAAAGCAUUUCCACGGAAAACUGGGCAUCAAUGACAUGAACGUGUUCAACCAUGAGCUGGUGUUUGGCGUGUCGGUGAAGAAUCUGUCCAAGGCUGAGAGGCUGAUAUUCGGAGACUCCAUGAUGACCCACGCUAUGAUCCUCACUGCGGUCACCGACAAGGAGGGGAAAGAUGGGGGGUAUGAGAAGUGGAGGGUGGAGAACUCCUGGGGAGAUGACCGUGGGAAUAAAGGUUAUCUGAUCAUGACUGAUGAUUGGUUCUCUGAGUAUGUCUACGAGGUGGUGGUGGACAAGAAAUAUAUCCCUCCUGAGGUCCUGGAUGUGAUGCAACAGGAACCCAUCGUACUUCCUGCCUGGGACCCAAUGGGAGCCCUGGCAUAACUAUGGCAACCCAACUCUCACAGCCCUGCCCCGCCUUGUCCCCAUGGUCUGUUUGACUCCGCCCCACCACUCUGGUUCCACCCCUCCAUAGACCACGCCCUCCCACCCUUCCUCAAACCACCACAGCCUGUUCUAGACAAAAUAAAGUUUUUGUUCUCUUUUUUUACUGGA